CGCCACGGCUGCACGGAGCCAAAGUUGCCGAGUCAGGAUGUAAGAGCGGCAGGGACACGGCUCUGCAGCAUCCCUGGGUGCUGCUGCAUCCCGGGGCGCGGAGCACUCAGCUGUUCCCGGGGACGGAGCUGGAAUGGGGUAGGAACCGGCACCCGCUGUGUUUGUCACAGCUGCUCCGCACUGGCACCGGCGCCGGCGCCGCUUCCCGGGUUGCUGCCAGCGGGGGUUCCUCUCAUUUUUGUUGCUUCCUGACUGCACAUCGCCGUUCCAGCACCGGAGCCAGGGCUGAGGCGGCGAGCGGCUCCGGGGAGCCCAGGCUGGCUCCAUGUAUCCCGAAUCCACCACUGACUCCCCGGCGCGACUCUCACUGCGGCAGACGGGCUCCCCAGGGAUGAUUUACAGCGCGAGAUACGGGAGCCCCAAGCGACAGCUCCAGUUCUACAGGAACCUCGGCAAGUCUGGACUGCGUGUGUCCUGCCUGGGCCUGGGGACAUGGGUGACGUUCGGAGGGCAAAUCACAGACGAGAUGGCAGAGCAGCUGAUGACUUUAGCCUACGACAACGGCAUUAAUCUCUUCGACACAGCAGAAGUCUACGCCGCCGGCAAGGCUGAGGUGGUGCUGGGGAACAUCAUCAAGAAGAAGGGGUGGAGAAGGUCCAGCCUGGUGAUCACCACCAAAAUCUUCUGGGGAGGAAAGGCCGAGACGGAGAGGGGCCUGUCCCGAAAGCACAUCAUUGAAGGUCUGAAGGCAUCGCUGGAGCGGCUGCAGCUGGAGUAUGUGGAUGUGGUGUUUGCCAACCGGCCCGACCCCAACACGCCGAUGGAAGAGACGGUGCGAGCCAUGACCCACGUCAUCAACCAGGGGAUGGCCAUGUACUGGGGGACCUCGCGCUGGAGCUCCAUGGAGAUCAUGGAAGCUUACUCAGUGGCCCGACAGUUCAACCUGAUCCCGCCCAUCUGCGAGCAGGCCGAGUACCACAUGUUUCAGCGGGAGAAGGUGGAGGUACAGCUGCCCGAGCUCUUCCAUAAGAUAGGUGUCGGAGCCAUGACCUGGUCCCCGCUGGCAUGUGGCAUCGUCUCGGGGAAGUACGAUGGGGGCAUCCCCCCCUACUCCCGUGCCUCGCUGAAGGGAUACCAGUGGCUGAAAGACAAGAUCCUGAGCGAGGAGGGCCGGCGGCAGCAGGCAAAGCUGAAGGAGCUGCAGGCCAUCGCCGAGCGCCUGGGCUGCACCCUGCCCCAGCUCGCCAUCGCCUGGUGCCUGCGCAAUGAGGGUGUCAGCUCCGUCUUGCUGGGUGCCUCCAAUGCUGACCAGCUGAUGGAGAACAUUGGAGCAAUACAGGUCCUUCCGAAGCUGUCGUCUUCCAUCGUCCACGAGAUCGAUAGCAUCCUGGGCAACAAACCCUACAGCAAGAAGGAUUACCGCUCCUAGGCGCGGCCGCGCCGCCCUCGCCGCCCGAUCGCUUGCUUACGCUUUGUUGGAGCGAAGUGGAGAGUGUGGUUGGCACCGCGAGCGCCGAGAGCCCUGCCCGCGCUGCCCUGGACCCUUGUACUGCUUCCACCCGAGGAAGGACCGGCUGGGAGCGCGGCGGGGCGAGUCCCAGGCCAUCCGGCCGCUCUGCCCACCGCGGGUGCCGCCGGCGUGGCGCAGAGCCCCGUUGCAUGCGUUGCUCCUGCCCACCGCGUGGCCGGAGGCGCUAGGCACGAGGCGUGAGCGGGUGCUGUACGCCCCUGAGGCCGACAACACGAAGCUGUUCCCCA
Molecule: messenger RNA, 1758 nt
Organism: Pogoniulus pusillus (Red-fronted tinkerbird)
Lineage: Eukaryota; Metazoa; Chordata; Aves; Piciformes; Lybiidae
Gene: KCNAB2
Product: potassium voltage-gated channel subfamily A regulatory beta subunit 2
Exons: 16
Coding region: 326-1429 (367 amino acids)
Biological process (GO): regulation of potassium ion transmembrane transport; regulation of action potential; potassium ion transport
Cellular component (GO): juxtaparanode region of axon; membrane; voltage-gated potassium channel complex
Molecular function (GO): transmembrane transporter binding; potassium channel regulator activity; voltage-gated potassium channel activity
Source: RefSeq, a predicted model, not a curated record